AAACAAUAAUGAAGUUAACAUUAAGUCGUUAUCGUAUAUUAUUAUCCUUGCAAUUUACUUUGUUAAUAGCUGAUUUAUGUUUCAAUACAUUUUCUCAUCUUUUGAUGACACCAAAAUUACAAUUGACCAUAUUAUUGUUUGUGACACAGGAUUUAUUCAUAAUAUGUGAAUAUUUAUUUUUUACUUUUGCCGUACAUGCCACCUGUGUUUAUGAGGUUGGUGCUACCCAUGUGAUUUUAAGGAAUUGCAAAUUUUUCCUUUUCACCAUACUGCUGUAUUUUCUGUUAUCGGUUUCCCAGCAUUUUUGGUUUGUUUACAAUGUUUUGUGGUAUCCCAUGUCAAAUUGGCCCACUACCUUAAAGGCUUUAUCGUUUGUUCAGAGGACUGUUUCAUUUUUCUAUUAUUACACAUAUAAGCGCACUGCUUUAACCAUAUCCGACCCACGAUUUUAUGAAGAAAAUAUCGAUUGGAUUGCCGAACAAUUAAGUGAUAAAUAAAAAUACAUAUGUAUUUGCAAAUAUUUUAUACAUG
Molecule: messenger RNA, 531 nt
Organism: Calliphora vicina (urban bluebottle blowfly)
Lineage: Eukaryota; Metazoa; Arthropoda; Insecta; Diptera; Calliphoridae
Product: transmembrane protein 138
Exons: 4
Coding region: 9-497 (162 amino acids)
Cellular component (GO): cilium
Source: RefSeq, a predicted model, not a curated record